AUGUGUGACGAAUUGUCCAUGGUUGCUCCACCAAUUCGGGGCGUUAUUCACGGCGCGAUGGCCUUGAAGGACGUGCAUAUCGAAUUGAUGACAUUGGAUGAUUACUAUAUGGUUUUGAAUCCUAGGUAUACCGGAACUUUAAACUUGCACAAGCAUCUUCCUGAGAGCCUUGAUUUCUUCGUGAUGCUUUCAUCUAUCAGUGGCAUUAUUGGCAACGCUACCCAAUCAGCCUAUGCAGCAGGUUCUGCAUUCAUGGACUCAUUUGCAGCAUACCGGAACUCACUUGGUCUGCCGGGCGUUUCGUUGGAUCUUGGAGUAAUAACCGGUAUUGGCUAUCUUGCCGAAAAUAAAGACCUUGCAGCCAAAAUGGGUCAACGGGGAUUUCAAAGCACCAAUGCGGAGACUCUUCUAUUACUCGUUGAACUUGCCAUCUCUCAAUCAUCGACAGAUGGUAAGUGCCAAAUUGUCACUGGCCUCGGAGAAUGGAAGGCCGGCAAAUCGAUAGGAAACUUUGAGGCACCAUUAUUCGCCCAUUUCAGACGCAAGUUCCAAAAUUAUGCACAGCUUUCCCAGGCCCAUGACAAUACGAAAGUCUUGCAUGAUGGUUUGAAAGCCUCGAAUACGAAAGACGAAGCCAUCGGUAUUAUCUUGGAGGCUCUCAGCGAGAGAAUCGCUAUACAACUCAAUAUCCCAGUCGAGAAAGUCAAUCCAGGGAGCCCGAUUUCAGAGUUUGGAAUUGAUUCGAACGUCGCAGUUGAAUUGCGAAAUUGGAUAGUUAAAACUCUAGAAAGUACGAUACCUAUCCUUGAGAUUCUGGCAAGUGAUUCAAUAUUUCAUUUGGCGCAACAAAUUGCAGCUCGCUCGAAAUUAAGCGGAGCUAUCGAGGAGGUAUAG
This is a messenger RNA of Penicillium macrosclerotiorum, 894 nucleotides long. Its product is annotated as beta-ketoacyl reductase. The record is from RefSeq and is a predicted model, not a curated record. The transcript has 2 exons. Gene Ontology annotation, biological process: secondary metabolite biosynthetic process; fatty acid biosynthetic process. Gene Ontology annotation, molecular function: fatty acid synthase activity; phosphopantetheine binding. The coding region runs from base 1 to 894 and encodes 297 amino acids. NCBI's taxonomy places the organism in Eukaryota, Fungi, Ascomycota, Eurotiomycetes, Eurotiales, Aspergillaceae.